This is a messenger RNA of Durusdinium trenchii, 930 nucleotides long. The record is from the annotation of a GenBank genome assembly. Lineage: Eukaryota; Dinophyceae; Suessiales; Symbiodiniaceae.
AUGCGACACUUCAGCAAGAAGAAGGAUGUCGAGGAUCUUCGAUCAGUGGUGUCUUUUGCGGGCGAUGAGUUCGAGCUGGACCUCUAUCAUCCGGUGGGCCAACUCGCUUCCAGCAGCAGUGGACUGUUGUUGUGGAGCCGGAGUGGCCGGGUGACGAAGCAACUCCAAGACCUGCGACGAGGAGUGGUGCGAGUGCUGGAAGUCGAGGUUUGGGGCACCGUGCAGUCUCAAGAGCUCCACGAGGCCCUCUCGAGUGGAGUUCCGCUGGGCGUGUCUGGCUUCAACAGGACGUACUCAGCAAACGUGGUGCAGGAGGCCUGCCUGGUGCCAGAGUCCCCACUACAAGAACUGCGAAGCCGUGUGCUGGUGUCCUGUUCCAAUGGCAGGGCCAAUAUUCCAGCCAUGAUUGAGAAAUGUGGCUACAAAGUGGCCGCUGUCAAGCAAGUGCAGGUGGGAGGCUUCUCUUUGGGGCAGAUGCAAGAAGGUCAGUUGCAAGCAGCCACCCCUGAAGAGGAGGCCUUCCUGUUUCAGAGUAUCCUGAAGGCUUUCUACCUGAAGGAUCUCAGGUGGAGGCCGCGACAGAUGCGCGCAGAGGUGCCGGAACACUGGCGCCACCAUAAGCUCGUUGUGACCAUGUCAGAUGGGGCGCAUAAGAUCUUUGUGGGCGGGCUCCCCCAGGAUUGCCCACAGGAGAUGCUUUCCGAUUACUUCGGCAAAUUUGGUAAUAUCACUGACGUGGUGGUGAUGACCGACCGCAUGACAGGCCGAUGCCGAGGCUUUGGCUUCGUGACCUUCGACACUGCAGACGCAGUAGAGGCGGUGAUGGGGCAGCACGGAGAGCACCAGAUCCUUGGGAAGUGGGUGGACUGUAAGAGAGCUACGCGUGAAGGCAGCAAAGGUCGACCAGACGAGGUAUUGGGUGUCGCCUGA